Molecule: messenger RNA, 2407 nt
Organism: Aspergillus ibericus CBS 121593
Lineage: Eukaryota; Fungi; Ascomycota; Eurotiomycetes; Eurotiales; Aspergillaceae
Exons: 3
Coding region: 100-2301 (733 amino acids)
Source: RefSeq, a predicted model, not a curated record
CUCCUUCCUGUUGCUUGCGUGCUUGCUUUGUCCACUCGUGUCUUGGCCCAUUGCACAUAACUGUUCAGGCGGUGACUCGGCCUGCAUCGCAAACCCCUCAUGCCAUACUUAUAUUAUUGCUGCCAAUGCGGGGACGGGCCCAAGCUGUGGGAGAAUCAACCGUGGUGUAUAUUGUGUCGCCAUAGAGCCUGCUCUGGCUGUAAGCCUGCUGAUAAAUCAACUCCGGCCCAUAAGGGAGCCUCCCCCACUGUCGAUACGACCAUCAGCGGAGAUUCGGGAAAUUUCCCUGCCUACGCGCCCGAAUCCUGCGCGGCGUUCCACGAUAUCAGAGAAUCUAUGAGUGAUGUCUUCAUACACAGUACUCCGAUAGACUGUCGUCUACUUCUAGAGUGGGACCUUCGAAGGUUCGUCAAGGUCGAGCUCAACGGCUGCUGGAAUUUGGGUGCUCUUCUUACAUUAAGUGGCACCGUUGACAACGCUUAUGCCACCACCUGCGAGCAAUACAUCCAGCUCUUCUGGGGUGAGGACGGGCUGGCCGUGCUUCAGGCAGUUAAAAACCAUGUCAUGAAUAACGACUUGCCUCUCCCUCAAUUCGAGCAUUUGGGAGUGAGGUAUACCUUUGAAGCCGAUGACUGUGGCCGGUACAUCGAUGUUCAAGGGACUCCUAGGAACCUCUCCAUCUUCUUUCAGCUUCUCUCCUGGCUCGUCUGUACCUUCCAAGUAUCCCAGCGUGGCCCGCUCAAAGCAUAUCGAGGUGUAAUGCGGAAACCCGAUUCAGUUGGUUCUCGCACUUACUAUUCCAUUGAAAGGGAACCUCGCACCAUCGCCGACCAUGAAAGAGGCUCGUGUUGGUUACCGCUAUACCAGAAUAGCAAUCUGGCCCAUGGUUAUCCCGUUCCUCCCCGAACAGGGGGAAUUGGGCUUGAGCUUUCUUUUGAUGUACUUCUCACCUUAGGUCGGAUUCAUUACCCUCUUGAACUUCCGGAUGGCAUAAUCUUGAAAGGGCAUUCGACCAUGCUGAUCCCAACCUUGAUAUCGAGCCCCAAUUGCCUCCAGUGGCACUUUAUCGUCUCUGAAACACCCGAGAGGUACAUCGAGGUGGAUAGAAUCCCAGAUGGUCUUAAGGAAAACAUGAUUGAAUUGGAUGUGGACACUCUCAAAACCUACCGUGCUUUUGUUGGAUACUGCACACGGGCUCGUGUGCAUAUGGGGACAAAGCACUCCCAGUUUGACCAAAUUUGUUCGUCUGAAGCACGAAAUGCCCGGACUACCGUCCGUCUCGAACGUGAGAUCGCGCCCACAAUAAGCCUCUCAGGUCUAGGCUCAUUCGGGGCAGGAAUUGGAUCCCGAGUAAUCUUUCCUAGGGGGCUGAUUGCAUCGGUAGAGAACGAAGAGAUCUUGCUGGAGGAUCGAUUGUUGAACUCUCAAAGAAAUCCGUUGCUUCUCUACGAUGUCCCGAACCAAACCGGCUUUCUGGUCCCCGAACUCUGUGCUGUACUGGAAAUCGCCCACGUGUGGGCAGCCCGACAGGCAGAUAGGGACACCCUCCUUUCCGUGAUGCCUUUUGCAGAGGUAUCCCAUGAUGGCGGACAAGCCGCGUACAAUGCAAUUGUUGAAAAUCGAAACCUGGUCCUCCGGGAGGCGCAGGCCGACGAAAAGCCAUAUAUGUUCCUGACCAAACUCAAGGAGAUAUUUCGCUUCCUGGAACAGCGAAGAGAACUUCAGCGCGCCUAUAACUCUUCCAUUCGCAUGCUAGAGAGCCAUUCCAUUCGUGGCUGGGAGCUAUAUGAUAUCGCCGCCUGCAGAUCGUCUUGGGAGAAACAAGUCCGCCUCCCGCUGGGGAAAGCAAGUUGCUGGCGUGACAUCGUGCACGAAAAUCAGGACACGAUUGUGCUGUUUUGCCAGGGAAUGGCAGACGCGAUUCAGCCCGAGCCUGGGAGUGUCUGUGGAGCGUGGAUUCCUCUGCCACGGCGCGAGAACUUUCUCUUGGCUAGUACCUCAUGCAUCCGCGACUUGACGGAUAUACACGGCGGCAACCAACACAGACCGAAGCUGGGGAAUCAGCUGUUCGUUGAUAAAUUCAGAGAAACGGAUCCAUUUGGACCCUGCGACGCUGGGUCUGGAGGGACCUGUAACCGGGUCCUCAAACUCACGAAAAGUCGUCCCGGUGAUGAGUUUGUUCUACCAAAAGAGGGUGCCAUUGUUCUGGGCUCCCAGGACUAUCGACCACACCCUGGCCGAACAACACGGUCCGGGCCUCUAGAGAUCAGCGAUAGACUCUUCUCGCUUUUCAUCAAAUAGGGGGAUGCCCUGCAGUCAGCGAAAGAUGAGUGCUUUCGCUUUCCUUGGAUCCGGAGAUUCUUAUUUCUUUCUGCUAUCACGUAGAAUAGAUCCUCUUUUUCAUCUG